AUGAACGAUGCAAGAAAGCAGGAACUCACCAGGUCUCCCAUAGAAGUGACAAAGGCUGCCUUUCACUUUCCAGUUUACAUUGAUUCACUUGAAUCUCCGUAUGCUACAUUUCGUUUUCGGUACAGACCCAAGGACAUAUUGCAGGCCCAGGGCAUCAUUACGAAAGACUCAGACAUUGUUGUGCUUGAUGGUCCACCCCCGAAGAAAGAAUGUUGCUGGCACUCUGCUGAAGAGGACGUUAAUCCUCUCGUCGACAUCAGUGCUCUGCGUGGAGAUGGCGAGAUUGGUGACGAUGCUGACCUCGCAGCCAUAGAGAAUCAAAUUCGCUCCCUUACAGAGCAGCUAGAGCGCAAGAGACGUAGUAAAAAGAGACGGGCAAUUGCAGAUACCCGGGUCAAGAAGGAAAAGCUGCAGGAACUUGACAUACACAUAGGAGAGUCCGACAUCAUAGAAUUAACGUAG
Sparassis crispa is the source of this 462-nucleotide messenger RNA. RefSeq lists its product as hypothetical. Lineage: Eukaryota; Fungi; Basidiomycota; Agaricomycetes; Polyporales; Sparassidaceae. The record is from RefSeq and is a predicted model, not a curated record. The transcript is spliced from 5 exons. The coding region runs from base 1 to 462 and encodes 153 amino acids.